AUGCGGCUUAUCCUAACAGGCGCCACCGGGCUCGUCGGGUCCGCGACUCUCAACCACAUUCUGUCUCUUCCCCCAGGACAAAUAUCUCGAUUAUAUAUCCUCAGUCGGAGUCCCGUGCCAAUGGCCGAAGGCAAGCCCAACGUGACCGUGAUCGAGCACAAGGACUUCAACGAAUAUGGCCCCGAAUUAUUAGAGAAGCUGAAGGGCGCGGAUGGAUGUAUCUGGGCACAGGGCAUUUCGCAAACGCAGGUGUCGAAAGAGGAAUACGUGAAAAUCACCCACGACUAUCCCCUUGCGGCUGCGAAGGCCUUUUCGGGAUUAUCAGAGAAGUUCAACUUCGUUUAUGUUUCCGGGGAAGGGGCCACCCAAACCCCAGGCUUCCUGACGCCUUUUUUCGGCGUCAUCAAGGGAAAAUGUGAAUCGGAGCUCAUAGAGCUCUCGAAAAGCUACCGCAGUUUAAAGCCCUAUAGCGUGCGACCGGCAUUCGUGGACCCUACCUAUGACCCGCAAGUCCUGAAGCAUGUAUUGCAACGACCGGACCAGCAGACGCUAGCGAAGACACUGCUGCGGAAUGUCGGUGGGCCACCGUUUCGGGCUUUCUUGUCCAAUAGUGUCUCUCCGACGAAGGAGCUUGGGGGAUAUCUGACGAGGUUGGCGAGCGGGGAUGGGAAGCCGUUGUCUGGAGAGGGGAUUAGUGGCGGUGGGUGGAUUAUUUCAAAUGUUGCUUUUCGGAAGGUGAUGGGACUUUGA
Molecule: messenger RNA, 750 nt
Organism: Aspergillus affinis
Lineage: Eukaryota; Fungi; Ascomycota; Eurotiomycetes; Eurotiales; Aspergillaceae
Product: putative nucleoside-diphosphate-sugar epimerases
Exons: 3
Coding region: 1-750 (249 amino acids)
Source: RefSeq, a predicted model, not a curated record